AUGGUUCCCUUCCGGCGACCCUCCCAGAAAAGUCGCCCUAGCUUCGAAGACGACGACGACUCCUACGCAUGGCAAGACGAGCGCGACAAACGCAUCAUGACGGCCACCUUCCCCAUCCACCCCAUAGCCUCCAUGCAGGCCCCCUUUGAAGAGUCUAUGCUCGAUGCCACGGGCGAGACUGGCCAUGUGCCCUUUGUAGCCCCGAAGAGAGGCGUCAAGACUCGGCAGCAGUUGCUGUGCAGAGACGAGACGGCUCUCGAGCCCUCGUGGAACUUUACCUACAGCUGCUACUGGCGCCAGCACCCAAAGGCAAAGUUCCAUGCAUUGACAAAAACAAUUGCCCAGAUCGUCUUCGGUGUCCACCUCUUGCAUCAGCAUCUCGAAAAAUCCGUGGCCGACGUGGCCGACAUUCUGCUCAAGCAUGUCAACGAGCUCGACAGCUUCCUCCAGCGUGCCAACGACGAUCUCGAAAGCAGCAUGAAGGACAUGCUGUUCCGCCACAAGUGUCUCAAGGUCCCCAUGGAGCACGUAAACGAAUUCGACCGCCUUCUCGAAGACCGCUCUUAUCGCGCCCAGCUGCUUGACGGCAACAUCGUAAUCGAACGCACCAUCGGCCGCAUGUCCCAACUACUCAAUGAUUACCUCGUCGACAUCAACGUAUUCCGCGAAGCAAACCGGGAGCUGGACGUGUACCUGGCUGAUGUUGGAGACGCUUGGACAUAUCGGAACGAGGACAUCGGACGAAUAUACUCCGCCAUGUGCGGAAAUACUGGGGGUUGGUCGCAGUUCUUGCAAAGCUUGGUCGCAAAGGCAGAGAGAUUGGGCGUUGUGCUGGUACAAGUCAGCAGCUACUGCAAUGAGAUUGAGAAACGCUGUGGUGCUGCCAGUCGCCGAAGCUUGAUUGCAACGCGUACCUCAUCACGGAACUCGUCCAACUCACGUGAGGGUCGCUCCUUCCGGAAUUUUGCCAACAAUAAACCUCUCCCCACACCACCUUCUGAACGCCCUCCUUUUCUGAGUGCUACAUCUUCUGGCCGGGAGACGCCUUCACGACAUACUACCGUAAAAUCCAAACCUCAACACCAACCUGAAAUCAUCGACACAUCCGACUCUGCCACCGAGACCCCGAAGCGGAGCCAAGAUUCGUCCUCGUUGUCAGCCGUUUCCAGUGCUGACGUCCGUGUGCAACGCCAGAAAGAUCAGAAUGAGUAUUACCAGGGGACUUGGUUUGCCGAGGAGGACCGUGGAAGAGUCACGCCGCUGUCAGAGUCCACCAGCACACCCCAGCUUCGAGGAAACCAGGAGAAGCCAUCGCAAUCCAACAUGCACGACGACGAGAAAUCCUCGCCAACACGACAUACGGACACGAAACCAGAUACCGAAGAUUCCAGUCCUCCCUUGACCGCCAAGGACUCCGCCUACUCCUCCGUCUCCGACGCAUCCGCCAUGUCGCCAGCAUAUGGAUCACCCCGCUCAGCCUCAUCCAUGUCAUCACGACAAACCGCCCAAUUCGGUCUCUUCCCCACUCGGAACCUCAGCACCCCCAAGGGUUCCAUCUCCAGCAACCUCGGCAGUAACAAAUCCCCCGUCCUCAGCUCCUCCGACUCCUUCCCCAAACCCGGUGAUAUCCCCAGCCGCCCUCACACCUCCAUGUCCACCUACCAAGAGACCCCUGCCAAGCGCCUGUCCAAGCGGAGUAGCUUUACCUCUCUCAAGCGACUCUUUAGCAAGAAGAAGUCGGGCGAUAUCGGUCCUAUCGCUGAGUAG
Messenger RNA from Bipolaris victoriae FI3, 1767 nucleotides. RefSeq lists its product as hypothetical. Lineage: Eukaryota; Fungi; Ascomycota; Dothideomycetes; Pleosporales; Pleosporaceae. The record is from RefSeq and is a predicted model, not a curated record. The transcript is spliced from 2 exons. Bases 1 to 1767 code for a protein of 588 amino acids.